Molecule: messenger RNA, 879 nt
Organism: Sordaria macrospora k-hell
Lineage: Eukaryota; Fungi; Ascomycota; Sordariomycetes; Sordariales; Sordariaceae
Source: RefSeq, a predicted model, not a curated record
AUGCCUCGCUCACCAAAGUCAAGCGACUUGGUCUUCGUCGAUCAUAACCCGAUUAAGGGCUCUGAUACUCAACUCACGGCCGACACCCUCCGUCGACUAAGCAUCGUCUCAACUGACUCGGACUAUGAACUCAUCCACUUUGGCGAACCUCAUCACGUUCCCCAGACAGAAGCACAAGACGCCGCCUCCGAUGAUGACAAUGCCUCCACAGCCUCGGAUAAUUCACACAUCUCAAUUCCCCUGCCUUCUACCAGCACCACAUCUCUCCAUAUGGCCGACCGAGAGGACCUUCUCCAUCUUUUGUCGUUGAACCUCACCUACGGCCGCCACUUCUUGGCCCCCAUUGGCGACAGCCUCAACAAGAUACUGGACCUUGGUUGCGGAACAGGCAAAUGGACGGUGGAAGUUGCCGACAAGUUCCAGUUUGCCAAGGUGGUGGGGGUAGAUCUGAGUCCGAUCCAACCGGUGAUGAGUCCGGAGAACGUGGAGUGGUGGAUUGAUGAUGUGGAAGAUGAGGAGGAGAACUUCUUUGAGACGGAAGGGUAUGAUUAUGACUUUGUCCAUGCGAGAUACUUACUUCCCAUGGUGGUCGAUCCGGCCGGGAUAAUAAGGAAAUGCUUCGAUCACCUAAAACCAGGUGGCUGGAUCGAAACGCAAGACUUCCAUCCUCAAAUCAGGUCUGACGAUAACUCCAUUCCCGCGAAGGAGAUGUAUCCGCCCGGGCAGCUCAUGGACUUGGCGAACAUAGCUUGGGCCCACGCAGGCACAGACUACCGCGUCACUCCCCAAAUAGGAGAGAUGAUGAAAGAAGCUGGCUUUGUGAACGUGACGUCCAGACAGUUCAAGGUACCACUGGGUCCAUGGCCUAGAGAUGAGUAA